AUGGUCAAACAAAAAUUUUCGAAUUUAAUAAUUAAAGAAAACCAUCAACAAAAAAUUACUGGGGAAGAUCCAGUUGAAAUAGAUGCAAAAAUAUUACUUGAAUUGGAUAGAUUAUUCGUUGCAGGAAAACAACUAAAUACACCAUAUUCUAUAAAUUUUGAAGACGUUUAUGAAUUUGCUCAGAAAUAUAAGGAAAUGAGAGAUAGAAUUGAAAAUUUUGUAAAAAUCAUAGAAUAUAUCUAUGAAGAAAUAUAUGCUAAUAAAUUUGAACUAUUAUUCGAAGAAAAUGACAAAAUAAACUUAUCAACAAAAUUAAAAUAUAUUUCUGUAAAAUUUAAAGAGCAUAAGAAAAAAUUUGAAGAAUUAAACUCAACUAUAAUCAAUUUAAAAAAAAUUAAAAAUGAAAAUCAGAAAUGGGGAAUGACAUCUGAAUUCGGAAUGAGAUUAUUUGAAGAUUAUAUCGCUACACUUUUUUGCAAAAAUAAUCACAUAUCACAUUUGAUUUUGAACGCCCCGUGUCAUGCUACUAUUAAAAUACCUUUGGACGAUCGUAUAUGUAAGCAAAAUUGUUUUUAUGAAGAUAUACAUUUGGGGACUUUAUACAUUCAGGGACUUGAGAUAGAAAAAUUUAUGUAA
Messenger RNA from Meloidogyne enterolobii, 636 nucleotides. The record is from the annotation of a GenBank genome assembly. NCBI's taxonomy places the organism in Eukaryota, Metazoa, Nematoda, Chromadorea, Rhabditida, Meloidogynidae.